CCUCUUCAACAAGAGUAGAACAUAUGCUCGAUCAAACUACGUAUCCACUGCAUAUAAAACUAGAUGUCCGGCUUGGCACGGGACGAGCACCGAAAGACACCGAUCGAUCGAGCAUUCGAGCGCAUAUAUGGACGCGCUGUUCGAGCAGCUGUGCGCGCUCGCCGACAUGGCCGUGGACGGAAGCCGCGGCUUCGACCCGGCGCGGCUCGACGGCGUCCUCGCGCUGUUCGGCGGCGAGGCGCGCGCGGCGCUGGCGGCGGCCGAGGAGGAGCACGAGGCGGCGGCUGGCGGCACCGAGGCGGCCGUGGAGGCCGCGCGGGGCCACCUCGACGACGUCAUGGACGCCGCCGUCGGCAAGUACCGUGGGUCGUCCGGCGACGCCGACGCGCUGUCCGCGGCCACCGCCGCGAUGGACGUGGCCUUCAAGGCGACCACGUCCAACACACGCCGCUCGUAGCCUCGUAGGUUGAUGUAUGGCGUAUCUGUGGCUCUGUGCUAUGUAUGCAGCAAAAUAAACCAUUUGAGCAAACAAUAUACUUCGAAUUA
This is a messenger RNA of Oryza sativa Japonica Group (Japanese rice), 546 nucleotides long. RefSeq lists its product as uncharacterized. NCBI's taxonomy places the organism in Eukaryota, Viridiplantae, Streptophyta, Magnoliopsida, Poales, Poaceae. The record is from RefSeq and is a predicted model, not a curated record.